AAGUUCCUCGGAUUCAUUAAGUACAUAGUCGAUUAGCGCACACGACCAUGGCAAGGACAAGUUUAUUGGUGUUUUGUAUUUGUUUCAUUAAUGGAAUAUUGAGCUAUGACCUCAAUGAUAACAAAUUUCCAGAUGAUUUUUUGUUUGGAGUAGCUACAGCUGCAUAUCAAAUAGAAGGAGCAUGGAAUGAAGGAGGUAAAGGGGAAAAUAUCUGGGAUAAUGUUUGCCACAGAGUGCCAUCACCAGUUGUGAAUAAUGACACUGGCGAUAUCGCAUGUGAUUCUUACCACAAAUACAAAGAAGAUGUCGCACUUUUGAAAGAUUUGGGUGUGGACGUUUAUAGAUUCUCCCUGUCUUGGUCGAGAAUACUUCCUAACGGGUUUGACAAUAAGAUCAACGUGGAAGGCAUCAACUACUACAAAAACUUAAUCAGAGAAUUAUUGGAUAAUAACAUAAAACCUCUGGUAACGAUAUAUCACUGGGACCUUCCUCAGGUUCUGCAGGAUGCGGGCGGUUGGGAGAGCGAAUUCAUAAUAGAUGCUUACCUGGAUUACGCAAGAGUUUGUUUCCGAGAAUUCGGAGACGAUGUCAAGUAUUGGUUGACUUUUAACGAACCAAAACAGACGUGCCAUGCAGGUUACGCUAGCGGAGAUAAAGCACCAUUGAUAAUUUCGCCCGGUGUAGGAGAAUAUUUGUGUUCACGUAAUUUGUUACUGGCUCAUUCGAAAGCAUGGCAUUUGUAUAAUAAUGAAUUCCGGAGCAAACAGCAAGGUCGAGUGGGAAUAACAAUCGACAGCAAUUGGUAUGAACCCGCCUCCAACAGUUCAGAGGAUUUGGCGGCUUCAGAGACUGCGCUGAGAUUCAACUACGGAUGUUAUGCAGAUCCAGUAAUUCAUGGAGAUUGGCCGAAACAAAUGAAAGAAAAUAUUGCGAGGCGCAGCAAAGCACAAGGAUACAGAAAAUCCCGACUUCCCGAGUUCACAGAGGAAGAAAUCAAAUACAUGAGAAACACAGUCGACUUUCUCGGAUUGAAUACUUACACAUCGUCUGUUGUUAGGGCGAUUGCUCAACCAGAUACGACCACACUGGGUUUAUCAGAAGACACCGAAGUCGACGAAUGGCAACCGGAAGAUUGGGAGGGUUCUGCUUCCAGUUGGUUGAAGGUUGCCCCAUGGGGAGCGCGUAAACUACUGAAAUGGCUGAAAUAUGCCUACAAUGAUACGCCUAUCAUGGUCACUGAAAAUGGAUACUCGGAUGAGGGCACUUUAAACGAUGAAAGAAGAAUAAACUACUAUCAGGGUUACAUAAGUAAUAUUCGUGAUGCGAUGGAGAAAGAUGAUGUGAAUGUUAUCGGUUACACAGCUUGGAGUUUCAUGGACAAUUUUGAAUGGUUGCGUGGAUACUCGGAACAUUUUGGCCUAUACCACGUUGAUUUUAACAGCCCCAAUAGGACCAGAACAAAAAAGGAUUCUGCUAUUUGGUACCAAAAUUUAAUGAAAACAAGAUGUGUUGCAGAAAAAUGCAAGAAUUAAACGAACUUCAGAUGAAAAUGAAAAAAAAAAUCUAGUGUUAUUUUACAAUGAAAAUGAUAACAGAAGUACUAAUAAAGUUUGACUGAAACAAUUUCAAAA
Molecule: messenger RNA, 1631 nt
Organism: Leptinotarsa decemlineata (Colorado potato beetle)
Lineage: Eukaryota; Metazoa; Arthropoda; Insecta; Coleoptera; Chrysomelidae
Product: myrosinase 1
Biological process (GO): carbohydrate metabolic process
Molecular function (GO): beta-glucosidase activity
Source: RefSeq, a predicted model, not a curated record